AUGUCGCUCAAGGCAAUCUCCUCCAAAGAUGCUGCUGCCUUGGACAAGGACCUCAUGGACAUUGGUGGUUUUUCCUUGGACCAGUUGAUGGAAUUAGCCGGACUUUCGGUCUCCCAAGCCGUCUAUCGCUUUCAUCCUCUGACCAAGGGAAAACGCGUGCUUGUUGUAUGCGGUCCUGGGAAUAAUGGAGGCGACGGCCUCGUGGCCGCACGUCAUCUGGCACAUUACGGAUAUGCACCGUCAAUCUACUACCCAAAACAGGGCAAGAAUGAACUAUACGAGCGCCUAAAAAUCCAACUUCAAAAUCUCCAAGUCCCCUUUGUCCCGGAUUUCACAGCAGCCCUGCAAUCAACCGACCUCAUUGUCGACGCUAUCUUUGGCUUUUCCUUCCAAAAGCCGCUGCGCGAGCCAUUCCCGUCCAUUAUUCGACAACUUGAAGAAACCAAAAUCCCUGUUCUCAGUGUCGACGCCCCUAGCUCAUGGGAUAUCCAAGAGGGUCCGCCCAAAGCCGGAGGCGAAGAACCGGGGGCAACGUUUAUGCCCGCGGCGUUGAUUAGUCUGACUGCCCCAAAGCCAUGUGUGAAAUGGUACAAGGGGAGACAUUUUGUCGGGGGCAGGUUCUUGACAAAGGAAAUUGCUGAUAAAUAUGACCUGGAUCUGCCAGAGUAUUCUGGUAUUGAUCAGAUUGUCGAAGUCGGCGUGAAUGCGGACGAGAAGCUCUAG
Talaromyces rugulosus is the source of this 723-nucleotide messenger RNA. RefSeq lists its product as uncharacterized. NCBI's taxonomy places the organism in Eukaryota, Fungi, Ascomycota, Eurotiomycetes, Eurotiales, Trichocomaceae. Gene Ontology annotation, cellular component: mitochondrion. The record is from RefSeq and is a predicted model, not a curated record. Bases 1 to 723 code for a protein of 240 amino acids. Gene Ontology annotation, molecular function: NAD(P)HX epimerase activity. The transcript has 5 exons.